CUUAAAACCACAACCAACCAGGCCAGUUUUAUAUCCUUUGUUUUAAUACCUGAUCUUAGCUAGCCAGCCAGUGCUACCAUUUCAUAUAUGGCUCCAUCAAGAAAGUGUGGAUCUCCAAGAAAUAAAGGGUCAUGGACAGCCGAAGAAGACAAGAAACUCACCGAGUACAUAACGAAGAACGGCGCUACGAAAUGGAAAUCCGUGGCGCAAAAAUCAGGUUUGAAUAGAUGUGGGAAGAGCUGUAGGCUGAGGUGGUUGAAUUACCUGAGUCCGAACAUAAAGAGAGGAAACAUUGGUGAAGACGAAGCUGACUUGAUACUUAGGCUUCAUAAACUACUAGGAAACAGGUGGUCUUUGAUAGCUGGAAGGCUUCCGGGGCGAACGGACAAUGAAAUAAAGAACUAUUGGAACUCUCACCUGAGCAAAAAAUUUGGGAAAGUUGAAAAACCAUCAUCAUCAUCUUCUUCUUCGGCACCGCGAGAGGAAAUGGCCAAGAAAGUCGUGUCCAAUGCCGAAAUAGAACUGGGAGGUAAAGAACAAAGCGAGGAUCCCGAGCUGAACUUUGAUGUAAAUGAAUUCUUUGACUUCUCCUUUGAAGGAGCAUAUGACACAGAAUGGGUGGACAAGUAUUUCUGAUCUCAAUCAAGGAAAUCCAUAGAUGCCAACUUGUAAGAUACAGGGAAAUGAAUCCCCAAAAUGCCCACCUGUAAAACUAUGGUAGUAAAUACACUGUGAAGAA
This is a messenger RNA of Cuscuta campestris, 739 nucleotides long. The record is from the annotation of a GenBank genome assembly. NCBI's taxonomy places the organism in Eukaryota, Viridiplantae, Streptophyta, Magnoliopsida, Solanales, Convolvulaceae.